UCGGCGGCKGUUGCUGGCGGAGCCUGGGAGGGCGAGGAGGCUAUAGUUACCUCGGCCGUCGCAUCCUCGAGGGAGUCGUGUCGCCGCCAUCCCCGCCCCCGAGCUUGUCCACCGCCCCUGAAGCUCUUGUGUGCUCCCGGGAAUCUCGCUAGCUGUCCGCCCUUGGCCUUGCGGACCGCGCCUCCAGCAGCAUGUGUGGUAUAUUUGCAUACUUAAACUACCAUGUUCCUCGCACAAGACGAGAAAUAUUGGAGACCCUAAUCAAAGGCCUUCAGAGAUUAGAGUACAGAGGAUAUGAUUCUGCAGGUGUGGGAGUUGAUGGAGGCAAUGACAAAGAUUGGGAAGCCAAUGCCUGCAAAAUUCAACUCAUUAAGAAGAAAGGAAAAGUUAAGGCACUGGAUGAAGAAGUUCACAAGCAACAAGAUAUGGAUUUGGAUAUAGAAUUUGAUGUACACCUUGGGAUAGCUCAUACCCGUUGGGCAACACAUGGAGAACCCAAUCCUGUCAACAGCCACCCCCAGCGCUCUGAUAAAAAUAAUGAAUUUAUUGUUAUUCAUAAUGGAAUCAUCACCAACUACAAGGACUUGAAAAAGUUUUUGGAAAGCAAAGGCUAUGACUUUGAAUCUGAAACAGACACAGAAGCAAUUGCCAAGCUUGUUAAGUACAUGUAUGACAACUGUGAAAGUCAAGAUAUCAGUUUUACUACCUUGGUGGAGAGAGUUAUCCAACAAUUGGAAGGUGCUUUUGCACUUGUAUUUAAAAGUGUUCAUUUUCCUGGGCAAGCAGUGGGCACAAGACGAGGUAGCCCCCUGUUGAUUGGUGUGCGGAGCGAACAUAAGCUUUCUACUGAUCACAUUCCAAUACUUUAUAGAACAGCUAGAACUCAGAUUGGAUCAAAAUUCACACGGUGGGGAUCACAGGGAGAAAGAGGCAAAGACAAGAAAGGAGGCUGCAAUCUCUCUCGUGUGGACAGCACUACUUGCCUUUUCCCUGUUGAAGAAAAAGCAGUAGAAUAUUACUUUGCUUCUGAUGCAAGUGCCGUCAUUGAACACACCAAUCGUGUCAUCUUUCUAGAAGAUGAUGAUGUUGCAGCAGUUGUGGAUGGCCGUCUUUCUAUCCAUCGAAUUAAACGUACUGCAGGAGAUCAUCCUGCUCGAGCUGUGCAAACCCUCCAAAUGGAACUCCAGCAGAUCAUGAAGGGCAACUUCAGUUCAUUUAUGCAAAAGGAAAUUUUUGAGCAGCCAGAGUCUGUUGUGAACACGAUGAGAGGAAGAGUCAACUUUGAUGACUACACUGUGAAUUUGGGUGGUUUGAAGGAUCACAUUAAGGAGAUACAGAGGUGUCGGCGUUUGAUUCUUAUUGCUUGUGGAACAAGUUACCAUGCUGGCGUAGCAACACGUCAGGUUCUUGAGGAGCUGACUGAAUUGCCAGUGAUGGUGGAACUAGCCAGUGAUUUCCUAGAUAGAAACACACCAGUCUUUCGAGAUGAUGUUUGCUUUUUCAUUAGUCAAUCAGGUGAGACAGCAGAUACCCUGAUGUGUCUUCGGUAUUGUAAGGAGAGAGGAGCUUUAACUGUGGGAAUCACAAACACAGUUGGCAGUUCUAUAUCAAGGGAGACAGAUUGUGGUGUUCAUAUUAAUGCCGGCCCUGAGAUUGGUGUGGCCAGUACAAAGGCUUACACCAGCCAGUUUGUAUCUCUUGUGAUGUUUGCCCUUAUGAUGUGUGAUGACAGAAUCUCCAUGCAAGAGAGACGCAAAGAGAUCAUGCUUGGAUUGAAACGGCUGCCUGAUUUAAUUAAGGAAGUACUGAGCAUGGAUGAUGAAAUUCAGAAAUUGGCAACAGAACUUUAUCAUCAGAAGUCAGUCCUGAUAAUGGGACGAGGCUAUCAUUAUGCUACUUGUCUUGAAGGGGCAUUGAAAAUCAAAGAAAUUACUUAUAUGCACUCUGAAGGCAUCCUUGCUGGUGAAUUGAAACAUGGCCCUCUGGCCUUGGUGGAUAAGUUGAUGCCUGUCAUCAUGAUCAUCAUGAGAGAUCACACUUACGCAAAGUGUCAGAAUGCCCUUCAGCAGGUAGUUGCUCGUCAGGGGCGCCCUGUGGUGAUUUGCGAUAAGGAGGAUACUGAGACCAUUAAGAACACAAAAAGAACAAUCAAGGUGCCACACUCAGUGGACUGCUUACAGGGCAUUCUCAGCGUGAUCCCUUUGCAGUUGCUAGCUUUCCACCUGGCAGUGCUGAGAGGCUAUGAUGUUGAUUUUCCACGGAAUCUUGCAAAAUCUGUAACCGUCGAGUAAAAAGCAUCUGAAACUUGGGAAGAUUAAACAACACAUGACACCUUUUGUAUUGAAAGCUUUGAUUUAAGAUAUCACCCCCCUGGAAGCCUUUUUUAGUAAAUUCUUAUUUAUAUAUCAGUUAUAAUUAUUCCAUUCAAUUUGUGAUUUUUGUGAAAUUGCUUCUUAUAUUUUUCCAGUAAAAUGUGGGGGAGUUUGAAUAAUGAAAUCUAAUUGGAAUCUGUAUUAGCAAGAUUUUAGCUGUCUUUUUCUGGGUGUUGAAUUUAUGGGUCCUUCACUUCAAUCUAAGAGGAUUGUAUGUUUAAAAAAUAAUUGGCAUUUGUUUUACUGUGCAUUUAUUCAUUCAGACCAAUCAUAGAGUUGUGCAUUUAUUUGGGCUUUCUAAAUCCAGUGGUAAUAUAUGUGAACACUUGGAUGUUUAUUGAAGGUUUUGCUAAGUUAUAUAUAAACAGAAGAUGCUGUGAUUUAUUUCAGAACUUGUUUCUAUUUUGUUUUUAAAUCAAACUAUAAUACGUAAAGGCUUAAAACUUUUCUUGGUGGGAUUUAUAUCUAAGGUCAGUUAACCUUAGUUCUCAUACUUAUCCGUUAUCUGUAGGUGGAGGUGAUUUAGGCAACAGAAUAUUAUAGUAGUGCAUUGAUGUUCUCCAAUGCACUUAUAGAGAACACAUGUGCACAAUUUUAUAGCACAAACUUUAAAUUUGAAUUGCUUUAGACAGUUGGACAAUUGACAGCGUGAUUUUAAAUUUGAAGAUGGGAUGUUGGGUAACCCACUCCUUGUUUUUUCAUCUAAAAGAAAUUUUUAUUUCCUUGUGUUUAUAAUCUUUAUUUUUAAAGUAACUGUUGAAUGACAUAUUUGUAUCUUGUUCUUGAAAUCACAACAGAGCUGCUAUCAAAUGUUUCAGAUUGUCAAUAUAUUCAAUAUUCUUUUCAACUUUGUCCCAUGAAAGAAUUUCCUACAGUUAAUUUUGACUUUCUUUACUGCCUUGUUGCAUAAAACUAAUAUACCUUUAGUGUCAGUUUGGAAAUUCUCUGAAAUCUUUUAGAAGAUUUGCAAGUCUUUGGCUCUUAAAUAGGUAUGGUAGGCUAGGCUAAGAAAAAUUUAUGUUUUACACUGAUAUUAGUAAAUAAAGGACAUCAUAUUUAGUAUUCCUAGAUUUUUUCCUCUGUAUUUUCUGUGUUCUACCCUGAAAUUUAUUUAGGAAUGAAGAUGAUGUAAAUAAAGUGGUGGUAAAAUGUCUUCAGCUGGUUGCAGUUACAAGUGGAAGUUGACACUUUGGGUUAAAAUAUUUAAAGUAGAAUAUUAGUUAGAUACCCCAAAAAUGUGAGUUAAAAUUUUUUUCACAGAGUUUUUUGGUUUAGAUCUUGAGAGCUAUAGGAGAGUGUGCUUAUGUUUUGGUUAAGUUCUUUCAAAAGUACUCACUUUUAAAUUGUGAAGGUGAAAUAUUUAGCAUAAUUUCUAGUAAGUUCAGUCUUUUAUUUCCUUUUUUGUGUUUGAACUUCUUGAUGAGGUUAGGAUUUUGGAUAGCUAUUAUUGCUACAAGGGAAGUAUAAAACACUGCUUGUGCAUGAUGGAUAGAGAAAGAAGUGGCAUAUUUUAAGGUAAUUUGGAAGGAAUCAUUGAUGGAGUCUAGGGAUCUCAUUGUUUUUAAAAAUAAAAUAAGGUCACUAUUUACAUCAUACACACACACACACACACACACAAACACAUACAGCUGCUAUAGCUGUAUUUACCUACUUUGUUUAUAAGAUUAUUUUCUGUAAGCAUACUAGUUUUUAUAUGUAUUAUAUCAUUUCUUAUAUUUGAUACGACAACAUUUGACACGUGUAUGGGUUUGCAGCAUUUCUUUGCUUAAAUUAUUUUAUUGAUAUACAUGACAUACACAUAAUUAUUGUGUAUUGUUAUGGGGUACAGUGUGAUGUUUUGGUAUAUUGUAAAAUGAUUAACUCAGGAUACUUAGAUUAUCCAUCAUCUCAAACAUUUAUCAUUUUUUUGUGAUAAGAACAAUCAGAGUGGUCUUUUGUAUCUAUUUUGAAUUAUACCGUUUGGUACUGUUGGCUGUCAUCACUUUCUGUGUAAUAGAAUUCCAGAACUUACUUCUGUCUGGCUGUGAUUUGUACCCCAAAUCACACUCCAUACACAAAUACUCCAAGCUAGGGUAAGUUCUAAACUGAGUAUCAAAAACCAAGUUGAAGUAUGAAGUGGUAUUUUCCAAACAUGAUUUUGUUUCCCUUUUCUCUCUUCUUGCUCUCUACCCCAUUUAAUGUUGUGAUUUUUAAAUGUUUUUAUAAAUUAAUUUUUAACACAUAAAAGGUCUUGCAGUGAGGCAAGGCUAAAUAAGUGAGCAUACCCAGUUAAAGCCAAUAUAAUAUAGACUAUUUAAAAAAUGUGUUUUUCAGAAAAAGAUAUUCUACAAAAGGAGCUCUUUAUAUAAAAAGUUUUUUUCUUAUAGUACAUUUAAAGUUUAAAUUCAUUCAUAUGCCCUUACCCAGUGGGCCCUUUUUAGUCAGGGGACAUCUAACAAACACAUGGCCCAAUAAAUAAUUAUUACUUUGGAAUCAACUUUUCCACUUUAAAAAUCACAUAUGCCAUAGGAUAAAGAUAAGAGGAAAAAAAAAGUUGUCAGCUCUUUUUAGUUUGUUAUAACUAUGUCAACAGUCUUUUUUUUAUGACUACCUAUUAUAAGCUGUGCAGGUCAUUUAAAAUUACAUCUUCCUUCUCAAAAAAUGUCUGUCCCCAGGUAGACUUGUCACUGGAGAAGAGUAGCUAGGUUCAUUGAAAGGCAUGGGUGCUGUGAGUUGAAUGGAUUUGUUUACUUAAAUGAUGGUCUAAGUUUGGGGGCAUAUCAUAUAUAAUGUUCAUAAGAAGUGAAAUGCAUGUGCAGAGUGAGCUGUAAUCACAGGCUAUAAACAAUACAGAGUCAUUAACAUGCAGAUGAAAAACAAUCAAGUGUUCCUGCUCCUCAGAGGUAACUUACACAGGGUAGAGUGCAGAUGGGCUGUUUCUCCUUUGAAAGCUUUCUUAGGUUGUUUCUGAGGUGAUACUGACUCCUUUUAAAUCCGGGUCUCUUGUCCUGAGUUAGUUCUGAGGAUGGAGAAAAGGAGCCUAUUUGGGGGUCAUUGGUAAUAUUUCUCUGACAUUUAUUUCAUUACUCUUCAAAGAAGGAAAACCAGCUAAAGUGUUUGUUUUAACAAACGUAUUUUAAGUCCUUUGGGUCAGCUCUUUCUCUUAUCUUUUUUAAAAAUAUAUAUAUG
Urocitellus parryii (Arctic ground squirrel) is the source of this 5540-nucleotide messenger RNA. It is a transcript of the gene Gfpt1, whose product is annotated as glutamine--fructose-6-phosphate transaminase 1. Gene Ontology annotation, molecular function: L-glutamine:D-fructose-6-phosphate transaminase (isomerizing) activity; carbohydrate derivative binding. NCBI's taxonomy places the organism in Eukaryota, Metazoa, Chordata, Mammalia, Rodentia, Sciuridae. Gene Ontology annotation, biological process: carbohydrate derivative biosynthetic process; fructose 6-phosphate metabolic process; protein N-linked glycosylation. The record is from RefSeq and is a predicted model, not a curated record.